Molecule: messenger RNA, 644 nt
Organism: Sphaerodactylus townsendi
Lineage: Eukaryota; Metazoa; Chordata; Lepidosauria; Squamata; Sphaerodactylidae
Gene: MRPS33
Product: mitochondrial ribosomal protein S33
Cellular component (GO): mitochondrion
Source: RefSeq, a predicted model, not a curated record
AUCUCUGACAAGUGUUCACCUAUCCACUUCUCAAAGGCUGUCUGAGAAGAGGAGCUACCUCCCCAGGCAGCUGAUGCCACUGCUGAGCUACUCUUACUGUACAAAGGACCACACUACUGAACCACUGUUAAUGUGAAGGAGGUGUUUGGCCAUGUUUGCCAAGACAGCACUCAUAAAUACGGGAUCGCCAUAUUAAACAGUUCAUGAAUCACUUCUGUAUGGUAGUAAAAGGUCUUCUUUGUCUAAUGGCAAGGAAGCACACGUAUGCCACUUUAGUCCUCUGAGAUGUCCUCCAGCCUUUCCAACUAUGCCUUACGGAUGGCCCACCUGAGCGCCCGAAUAUUUGGAGAAGUUGCUCAGCUGACCGAUACUAAGUCCAUGAAAGUCGUGAAGCUGCUCAGCAAGACACCCCUGGCCAAACGGAAAGAGGUCUACAACUGGUAUCCUCCCCAUAACAUCUACUCUGGCCUUAUGAAGAGCUUCUACGGCCUCUACAGAGAUGAGCAUGAAGAUUUCAAAGAAGAGAUGAAAAGGCUGAAGAAGCUCCGUGGGAAGGGGCCCCCAAAGAAAGGCGAAGGAAAGAGAACACUGAAGAGAAAGUAGCAUCAUUCCAGUAUUUAAUAACACACUGUUGGUUCAUUGAA